AUGGAAGAAUCCUCUUAUGAAAUCAGAGCCCCGCUAAUAUCAAAACUUCAUGAGGAAAAUCAAGACUAUAGCCCUGUAUCUGAGGUCAACGAGUUGCCUGAACCUGAAGAAAACUCGCCAAUCCAACAGGUGGCUCUCACCGUUCCGACUACUGAUGAUCCAUCUCUACCAGUACUCACCUUUCGAAUGUGGGUGUUGGGGACUGUCUCAUGUGUCCUGUUAUCGUUCCUCAACCAGUUUUUCUGGUACCGGACCGAGCCUUUGUCCAUCACUGCUAUCUCUGCUCAGAUUGCAGUAGUUCCUUUAGGCCAACUCAUGGCUGCAAAGAUCACAGACCGUGUAUUUUUCAAAGGAACGCGAUGGGAAUUUACGAUGAAUCCAGGUCCAUUCAACGUAAAAGAACAUGUUCUUAUCACCAUAUUUGCGAAUUCAGGAGCUGGCACAGUCUAUGCCAUUCAUGUUGUUACUGCUGUUAAGAUCUUCUAUAAGAAGCAUAUUACCUUCUUCGUUUCUCUGAUUGUUAUCAUUACGACACAGGUGUUGGGAUUUGGAUGGGCUGGUAUUUUCAGAAGGUAUCUUGUGGAGCCAGCAGCUAUGUGGUGGCCAGCCAAUCUAGUCCAAGUCUCCUUGUUCAGAGCUCUGCACGAGAUAGAAAAACGACCCAAGGGUGGAGUAACGCGAACUCAGUUUUUCAUAAUUGCCUUCAUCUGCAGUUUUGCUUACUACAUAUUCCCUGGUUAUCUCUUUCAAAUGUUAACCUCCCUAUCAUGGAUUUGUUGGAUCUUUCCCAAAUCAACCCUAGCCCAACAAAUUGGCUCAGGUCUUAAAGGGCUCGGUAUAGGAGCUGUUGGACUGGACUGGUCCACUAUUUCAUCCUACCUUGGAAGUCCGUUAGCGAGCCCGUGGUUUGCCACUGCCAAUGUAGCUGCUGGAUUUUUCCUUGUUAUGUAUGUCGUGACACCCUUGAGCUACUGGUUCAACGUUUACAAAGCCAAAACAUUCCCAAUAUUUUCGGAUGAUCUCUUCACCAGCUCCGGUCAGAUUUACAACAUUUCGAGCAUAAUUGACUCUAAUUUCCACCUCGAUACAGCAGCCUACAAUCAAGAAGGACCUCUUUACCUCAGCACAUUCUUUGCCAUGACUUAUGGUGUUGGCUUUGCUGCACUCAGUGCUACAGUCGUGCACGUGCUUCUGUUCCAUGGAAGAGAGAUAUGGGAGCAAAGCAAGUCUAGCUUUAAAGAGAAAAAGAUGGACAUACACACAAAACUUAUGAGCAAAUACAAUCAAGUUCCUGAAUGGUGGUUUUGGUGCAUCCUUGUGGCAAAUAUUGCACUCACUAUCUUCGCGUGUGAAUAUUACAAGGAGCAACUUCAGCUGCCAUGGUGGGGUGUUAUACUAGCUUGUUUUAUCGCCAUUUUCUUCACUCUCCCGAUUGGUAUCAUUACUGCCAUCACUAACCAAUCACCGGGGUUGAACAUCAUCACCGAGUAUAUAAUUGGAUAUAUUUAUCCUGGAUAUCCAGUAGCUAACAUGUGCUUCAAAGUUUACGGUUACAUAAGUAUGACACAAGCUAUUGCUUUCCUCCAAGACUUCAAGCUUGGUCACUAUAUGAAAAUUCCUCCAAGAACAAUGUUCAUGGCACAGGUAGUAGGGACAGUUAUAGCUUGUUUAGUGUACUUGGGAACUGCAUGGUGGUUAAUGGAAACAAUCCCUGGUAUCUGUGAAACGGCAUCCUCUGAUAGUGUGUGGACUUGCCCAGGCCCUCGAAAGAUUUUUGGAGAUGAAGGGACUUAUGGAUUGGUGAACUGGUUCUUCCUUGUUGGAGCCAUAGCUCCUCUGCUAGUUUGGUUUGCUACAAAGGCCUUCCCGAAUCAAGAGUGGAUUAGACUCAUCAACAUGCCAGUUCUGAUAGGCGCCUGUGGACAGAUGCCACCGGCAACUGCAGUUAAUUACAUAACCUGGAUCAUUGUAGGUUUCCUAUCUGGCUAUGUUGUGUACAGAUAUCGACCAGACUUGUGGCAGCGUCACAAUUAUGUCCUUUCGGGCGCCCUAGAUGCUGGUCUAGCGUUUAUGGGCGUUCUCUUGUACCUCUGCUUGGGCUUGGAAAACAUCAAUAUCGACUGGUGGGGAAAUGAUCUUGAUGGAUGUCCAUAUGCGUCCUGCCCUACAGCCAAAGGGAUUGCCUUUGAAAGCUGCCCUGUUAUAUCGUAA
Messenger RNA from Fraxinus pennsylvanica, 2211 nucleotides. The record is from the annotation of a GenBank genome assembly. Lineage: Eukaryota; Viridiplantae; Streptophyta; Magnoliopsida; Lamiales; Oleaceae.